AUGAAACGAUGGUCCAAGACAGAAGAUGAAGAUACUGUGGUUUUUGAAUUUUUCCAUCCACCUUAUACCCUACCAAAAUUAGCCUUACAAGUUGCUACUGGCCUUAAUUUUUCUGUGGCUGUAUAUAACUGGUUUUUACCAGACAGCCAUUCAAUCUAUAAUAACCACAAGAGAUCACCGCAAUAUACCACCAUUUCCCCCUUUAUGUCCACUUCGGAAGGAGCUGAAGUUUGUGAAGGUCUCAUUAAAGAUGAACACACCUAUGCCAUGUGUGAAGAUCUGAGCCGGUCGGUUUCCCGUAGUAUUAUGAGACAUACAAUUCGCAUUAGGAGAAAGCAUUAUGACGUGGAUAGUUCACCAUUUCAGGCUCGUAUUUUCAUCCAAUCUAGUGAAAACAGUGAGUUGCUUUGCGAUGACAUUUUGUGUUCAAGUUGCAUGAAGCAGGAAAGAUCCUUGGUAAAAUCAAGCAGAGUAAUGCCAAGCGAACAGUUGAGCAACUCAAUAGUCUGGUUGAAGCAAUGAAAGAUUGGUCGCCACUGUGCAAAAACAAAAGUUUGUUUACAAGAAGCUUGAAGGUCGGAUAGCUGAAAUGUAGAAAGAAAGAAGAAUUGAAAAGAACAGCAUUCCUACUGGUGAGACCAUGGAAAAAGAUAUCUUGGCAAUUUUCGGUGAUGGUGGUGACAAAGUAACCCCACACACGAACGUUUUCUGGUAGCAACAAAGAAAACUACAAUCAAUGCCAAAAUUUUGAAAAGGUUGGUACCUUUUCAAAAUUUUGGCAUUGAUUGUAGUUUUCCCUCACUUUAUCCGUUUUUCCUGUCUGUUCACGCCAGUCCCCAGAGCUAGGCUUAUAGAGAACUGCAAGAUUCUGGUAUUUUAGUAUUCCAAGCGAAAGAACAUUAAAGGACUACCGGAAUUUUUUUAAACCAAGGGCAGGUUUCCAUCCAGAAAAUAUCGAAAGAUUGAGGAAUCAAACAGACCAAUAUUUUGACACCAGAGGUAUGUUAUUAUUUCAUUUGAUGAGAUAAAAAUCCAGUCAAAGUUGAUAUUUGACAAAUACUCCAAUGAGCGGAUUGGCUUUGUUGAUCUUGGAGAAGAAGAGUUGAGUUCACCUUGCAACACAUGCUCUGGUAUCUUUUGUUCGAGGUGCUGCCAAGUAUGCCCUCGGUUACUUUCUGACCAAAGAUGUUACAUCAUAUCAGAUAAUGCCCCUGUUUUGGAAAGUACUAUCUGUGCUAGAGAUGGAUUGCAAUCUCUGGGUUUGUGCAGCUGUCUCCGAUGGAGCCUCACCUAAUCGCCUUUUUAUUUUACGAGCUGCCAUGCUGAUCUGGUGGAACCAGGUGGUGACAUGCAAGGUAAAUUAUACACCCAACCUCUUUGCUCGAGGUAGGAACUUUUCUUUUUCUCGGAUACUCCACACGUGCUCAAGACAACGUGAACUGUCUCUAUAAAUCUGGCAGUGGCAAGCCGGUUUACAUCAGCUUCGACCCAGCGGCGGCGGAACAGAUUUCAUUCUGGGGGGGGCUAAAUUUUUUCGGCGACCUCCCCCCCCGUCGCCAAAAAAAGUUCGGUCAGUGUACCAUUUUAGGGGUACAAUAUACAAAAAAAGGGACGAAAAAAUUAUUUUCGGACUUAUAUCUAAAAAUUUUUUCCGAAAUAGACUUUUUUUAAACAAAAUAUUGCAAAUUUGUCCCCUCAUACCUAAAUUUUCAAAAAAUAACCUAAAUUUUUCCAUAAUUAUCAAAAUUUUUUCAAAAAAUUCAAAUUUUCUGGGGGGGGCUAAGCCCCCCCCCCCACUUUUACUUCUGGGGGGCUUUAGCCCCCCCCUAGCCCCCCCCCUGUUCCGCCGCCCCUGCUUCGACCCAAGUUGACUGUUGAUCACAUUAUCCUGAAGUCGUAUUCAAAGAUGAAAAUCAGCUUGGCAGUUCAAGUGUUGAGCAAUGCAGUUGGACAAGCUCUCCAGCGCCAUUAUUUAUCGGGAGAGGCAAACGAAACUGUGCAAUAUGAUGAAUCGGAUUUCUUCGAUUGUAUAAAUGUCCGAUCCACAACUGACCAUCAGAAGAAGCGCAAUGCCUUGCUAGCCCCGUACCAACGUGUAGAUGAUGAGUGA
Molecule: messenger RNA, 2110 nt
Organism: Paramuricea clavata
Lineage: Eukaryota; Metazoa; Cnidaria; Anthozoa; Malacalcyonacea; Plexauridae
Source: the annotation of a GenBank genome assembly